This is a messenger RNA of Dermacentor albipictus, 1431 nucleotides long. Its product is annotated as sodium-dependent glucose transporter 1A-like. Lineage: Eukaryota; Metazoa; Arthropoda; Arachnida; Ixodida; Ixodidae. Gene Ontology annotation, biological process: transmembrane transport. The record is from RefSeq and is a predicted model, not a curated record.
AAGGGCGUCGUCGGUGGCAUAUUAGGUGUCGCUUUGCUGGACCUGGCUGAGAUAUACGGAACAAGCAUCGGCAACAUGUCGUACAUCAUCACCACUUUCAGCGUGGGCGCUCUCGUCGGCUCUCUCCUUGGGGGCAAGUUACACGACACGUACAACACGCAGUUGGUCUCGAUCUUGGCAAUGAUAGCGACCUGCGUCACGGUGACCAUUUUCCCACUCGGCGGCAUCCUAGUCCUGGCACAUGUUACCGCGUUUCUGUGUGGGCUGAGCGUGGCUGCACUUUGCACUGGUGCAAAUGUCUGGAUCAUCAGGAUGUGGACAGAGAACAGCAGCCCGGCACUACAACUCUUCCACUUGGCCUUCGGUAUCGGUGGCUUCGUCGGUCCGUUCAUCGCCCAACCCUUCCUGUCCAACAGCAACGGUGGCAAUGCGACCGCACCGAAUACCACCGACAACGCAUACCUGACCCAGAACAGCAUCGCUUACCAGCCUGUCGACCUGGUAGCGCUGGCCAAUAGUUCCGCCGCUCAAGAUGGCGCGGGAGAGUCACACGUUUAUUACGCGUUCGGUACCGCCGGUGCGCUUUUAUUUAUUCCAACAGUUUCUAUGAUCGCUCUUUACGUUAUAGACAACGUCGACUUCAAACCCGCGUCACCUAACGGGGAGAGUUCUGCGGGAGCUGAGGAACCGCGCAACACUGCCCGCUUCACCAGAAUCGUUCUGGCAACAAUGUGUGUCUACGUGGUUGCCUACUCCGCGUUCGAGCGUACCACGGCCCAGAUGAUGGCCUCGUUUGCAGUCAAGAGCCAGCUCCACUUCUCGAAAUCGUUGGCUUCUCGCGUUGAAUCCGUGUACUUCUUCUCAUACGCCGCUGGCCGCCUCACCGCAUGUUUGGCUACAAUCAAAGUUCCUCCCUUCUGGGUGCUAGUCUCAGCGCACAUAAUUCUCCUGCCCACGGCCGUGACACUCGUGCUACUGGGUUCUAGCAGCUCAUUGGUGCUCUGGCUAACCAGCGCUCUCUUUGGUUUCGGCCAAGGACCCAUAUUCGCCGCUUUAAUAUCCUGGAUGGCAGGGCUCAUAAAUAUAAACAACAAGAUGAUGUCUCUAGCUGUCGUCACGCAAGGCAUCGGAUCAAUGACAGCGCCGGUUAUUGUAGGCCAAUUUCUGGACAAUGACCCUAACGUGUUCUUGUAUGUCUGUCUAAUGAGCGUUGCGUUAUGUGUUCUCAGUUUCCUUUCCAUGUAUCUCUACAUAAGAAGAGCGCGACACCGACACGAUGACAAGGAAUUGCUUGUCAAUGAAACUGAUAGUGAGCAUAGCGAAAGGCUUCAAUAAUGCUUCAAGAUUUGCUUCAGCGUGUGUAAAUAUAGUGCUGUCUACAGUGUGCCAUGAGUUUGUUUACCUUGCUGCUGGAUUUAACAUUCUUAGUAU